Molecule: messenger RNA, 1686 nt
Organism: Aspergillus pseudotamarii
Lineage: Eukaryota; Fungi; Ascomycota; Eurotiomycetes; Eurotiales; Aspergillaceae
Product: amino acid permease/ SLC12A domain-containing protein
Exons: 1
Coding region: 1-1686 (561 amino acids)
Biological process (GO): amino acid transmembrane transport
Cellular component (GO): membrane
Molecular function (GO): amino acid transmembrane transporter activity
Source: RefSeq, a predicted model, not a curated record
AUGGUUGAGACCACUGACCCACCACACUCUACUGAGGACAGUGCUGGGAAGAAAGACGCCCUUGAUCUUGGAAAAGUUGAAAGUUGCUCAGCUGGCCAGCAGUUCCAGUAUGCUGAACGGGCUGGAACAAAAAGAAACAUCAAGUCUCGCCAUGCCCAAAUGAUGGCCAUCGGCGGUGCCAUUGGCACGGGCUUCUUUGUUGGUGCUGGCCAGGCGCUUGCAAUUGGGGGACCAGGCUUCCUCCUACUUGCCUAUGGACUUAUGUCCCUUCUUGUUUACGGCGUAUUCACUGCAGUGAUUGAGAUGAGCACGUACCUUCCCAUCCCGGGGUCCUCGAUUGCAUACUACUGUAGCCGCUACGUCUCAUCAUCUCUUGGCUUUGCCUUAGGUUGGCUCUACUUCUACUCGUUCGGGAUCAUCGUCGCAUACGAAAUCACCGCUGCCAGCCUUGUGAUCAACUACUGGCCAAACAAUGUUCAUAUCGCCGUAUGGGUUACCGUCCUUUUGGUCGUCAUCGUAGGCCUCAACCUCUGUCCAGUGGGUGUCUACGCAGAGGCCGAAUUCUGGUUUGCAGGCAUCAAAGUAAUCAUGAUAAUCGGGAUGAUCAUCUUAUCCCUUGUCAUCAUGCUCGGCGGAGCACCCACUCAUGAUCGACUUGGAUUCAGAUAUUGGAAUGACCCUGGCGCAACGAAUGCUUAUAUAGUCACUGGAAGCGGCGGCCGCUUCACCUCCUUUCUUUACGUCUGGGUCUGGUCCGGCUUUUCCUUCUUCUUCGGACCAGAGCUGAUGGUAUUCACGGGUGGAGAAAUGCGGAAUCCACGCAAGAACCUCCCCAAAGCAUCCCGCCGAUACUUCGGUCGACUGGUCGUCUUCUACAUCCUUGGCACCCUCUCCAUGGGUGUAACCUGUCCCUCAAACGCCGAAGGCCUCACAUCCAACACCGGCGACGCCAACGCAUCGCCAUGGGUCAUCGCAAUCCGCAACGCCGGCAUCGCUGUCCUCCCCUCCAUCAUCAAUGCCUGCAUCCUCACCAGUGCCUGGUCCGCCGGUAACGCCUACCUAUACAUGUCGAGCCGAGCGCUCUACUCCCUCGCCGUGGCAGGCAACGCACCCAAGAUCUUCACCCGCUGCAACAGCUACGGCUUACCCAUAUACGCCGUCCUGGGCAGUAGCUGCUUCAGUCUGCUAGCCUACCUCAAUGCCGGCUCCCAGGCAGGGGAGGUCUUCAACUGGUUCGUCAGUCUCACCAAUACAUCAGGAUAUACCUCCUGGCUCAUGUGCUGCAUUAUCUUUCUUCGGUUCCGGAAGGCCUGCAAUGCUCAGGGUAUCGUUUUGCCUUAUCGUUCGCAUAUCCAGCCCGUUGCGGCGUGGGUUUGUCUCUUCGUUUUUACAAUCCUGUUGUUAUGUAAUGGGUUUACUGUAUUCUUUCCCGGUCGGUUUUCGGCCAGUGGGUUCUUGACGGCUUAUCUUGGGAUUCCGCUUUUCUUGGUUUUUUAUUUUGGACAUAAGUUGACAGUGGGCCGGAAGGCUCCUUGGGUAUAUAACUCAGAAGAUGUGGACUUGAGAUCUGGUGUUGACGAAGUUAAUGCUGAGGCUGAGACGUGGGCUAGAAUGGACGCUAUUAAGAGGGAGAAGAAUGGCACGCCGAAUGUGUUCUGGAGGAAGAUUUCUUUGCUAUGGUCGUGA